GGUCCGGACAGGACAGGGUAAGAGUGAGAGGGCCGAAGGGCGAGUCAGGGCUGUUCGGAGCCUUCAGUGUGGAUGGAUCACAUUCAAAUCCCGGCAUUACCCUAGAGUAGUGAAGAUACGGCAAAGGAUUCUGAAGCUGGUCAGCAUGGAGCUCGGAAAAGCAAAAUUGCUGCGAACUGGAAUUAAUGUAUUGCAUCAAGCUGUUCAUCCAAUUCAUGGGAUUGCCUGGACAGAUGGAAAGCAAGUCGCCCUCACUGCUGUUUACCUAGUCAAUGGUGAGGUAAAGUUUGGAGAUAGCAAUGUUAUUGGAAGUUUUGAACAUGUGAAUGGGCUUCAUUGGGGUCCUGUUUGUUAUACAGGAACUCUAGCACUGCUUGCUGUUCAGCAUAAAAAGCAUAUCACUGUAUGGCAGUUACAAAACAGCACAUUAGAACAAAAUAAACUAUUGGUUUCCCAAACUUGUGAACUUGGAGAGAUUUUUCCGAUUCUGCAACAAGGCUGCGUGUGGCAUCCAAAACAUGAUGCCUUGGUAGUGCUAACAAAAAGAGAUGCCUCUGUAUUGUUUGCAGUACAAAUUGAUAAUCGUAGAGUUAAAGUAGACAUCAAAGGUGGUGGCUUGAUUAAUUGUGCUUGUUGGACUUCAGAUGGAAAUCGUUUAGUGAUUGCCAUAGGCAGCACUCUUCAUUCUUAUAUUUGGAAUAAUACUCAAAAGACUCUUCAUGCAUGCAAUUUUUGCCCUAUUUUUGAUGUUGGAGGACAUAUCUGUGCAGUGGAGGCAUGUUUGGAUUUACAAGUGGUUGUGGCAACUGAACUGCCCCUUGAUAAAAUCUGCAGUCUUAAUGCUGGCCUUGCUUUUGAUGUUACACCCAUAUCAGAAACUGGAUCUUUAAUUUCACAGCCUACGAUGCUAUCUGCGGCUGAAACCCGUUCCAUGGAUUCAAGAAGAAAAUCAGUAGAUUCCUCAAGGUCAUUAACAGAAGAACCAACAUUUUUAUCAUCUGGUCCAGUAGAUUUGACGCAUAUUCUAGCAAAUCAUCGAAAAUCGGAUCCUAACCCCCUUAUUCACCUACAACGAAGGGAUUGCCUUACUGGAAGUGGUCAUGAUUCUUCACAUCUGAUUCUUGUAACUUUUGAGAGAAAAGUGACAACAACUAGAAAAGUAAGCAUACCUGGGAUUCUGGUUCCUGAUUUAUUAUGUUUUGACCCUCAUCGAUGCACAAUUGCUGUAUCAUCCAAUAUGUGUAACAUGAUAUUGCUCUACUCAGUAACACCUUCAAGUAUGCCUAAUAUUCAGCAAAUCCAUUUGCAGAAGAAUGAACGGCCAAAAGGCUUGUGUUUUCUGACUGAAACACUGCUGUUGCUUUUAGUUGGAAAACAAAAAUCGAAUGAUCUUGCUUUUCUCCCAACUUCUAAUUCAGAUCGUUAUUUAAUCAGACUUAUGACUAAAAAGCUCUUGUUAGAUGAUUCCUCGGAAAAUAUGAAGACCUGGCAGCCGGGUAUUAAUAUUUCAGGAAUGAAGAAAUAUUUUGAAAAUCUGUCCAAGGAAGAGGCAGUUUCAGGAAAAGAAUUGUUGUUGCCAGGGAAUACCACAAUUCUAUCUCCAAAUACUAAAAAGCGAUUAAUAGAAGAAAUAAGUAACAACAGCAGUGAGCAGAGCUCUGAAGCAAAUACUCCAAAACAAACAGAAGGAGCUGCACUUUGUGACUCUGCAAUGAUUUUGAAAGACUAUGAAGCAGAACCUGUAAAUAACUCUAUAACAAUGCACGGACUUGGACCAGCAAACAGAGACUUAAGUAGCCCAGUCUUAUUUAAGGAGAAUCAAAAUGAACAAUCACAUGCAAGUACUUCACUGAGCAACAAUGAUAAAGUGAAUGAUGAAAUUAAACAACUGUCUAUAAAAAUGGAAAAGUUGCUUGAUAGCUUUAAAGAAAUGAAACAGUGCCUUUCUCAAAUAUCAGAUUGUACAAGAAAUGGAAAGAAGUCAUCAUUGGCCUAUCCAUCUGAUCCAUCAUUUCUAUAUGUCAUCUGUCAGAAAAAGUUGCAAGAGAAUACAGUUGUGGAUGAAAAACGAGCUGUUCUCCUUUGUGAAGGCAAGCUUCGUCUAAGUACAGUCCAAGAAGUCUUUAACCUUUUUGUUGUUGAAAUGUUUUACGAUGUUUGCAGCUUGAAAAGGCCAAAUUUCUCCAAUUCUUCUUCACAACUGGGACCUCCAAUAGCUGGGGCUGGCUCUGCUUCUUGCAGCAAUUCUUCCGCAUUACAACACAGGAACAGGCCCUGCCAUCCCAACGAACAUGGGCCACCCAAUUACACCUCUGUGACCGUCAACUUACCCAGCUGUAGGUCACUGGAACAUGGGAGGAAACCAGAGCACCUGGAGGAAGCCCACGUGGACACGGGAAGGAGCACAGUUGGAAAAAACAUUGUUCAUUUUAAAAGGCGUUUACAGGAAAAAAAGAAAUAUGAAAGAAUUUUACAAUAAAAGCUAUACAUAAACAGAAAAGGACUGACCAGCACAAUUGUGCAAAAGAAGACAAGCUGUACAAAUAAAAAUAAUACUAAGAACAUGAUUUGUAAGGAGUCCUUGAAAGAGAAUGUCUGUGUUGUAAAAUCAAUUCAGAGUAGUGGUAAAUGAAGUUAGCCACAUCAGUUCAGGAGGCUGAUGGUUGUAGUGUAAUAGUUUUUUCCUGAACCUGGUGCUAUGGUGUAAUGGUAUUGAGUUCCCUGUCUGCAAAGCCCUAAGCUCAAGAGGAGAUUUUAAUCCAAUAUAGGUAUAUACAGACACCCUCAUUAUAUUCUAUAUACACCUAUUCUUCAAGGUCUAGCUUACUCCCCUGUCUGGUCUCUGCAAUAAGGUCUCUCUACCAAUGCCUACUGCUUGAGUGGUGGUUCUCCCCUUCCUCAAUAUCACCAUUCAAUAUACUACUCAAUAUCACCAUUGAGGAGAUAUUUUCACUAAUGAAGUAGUUUAAACACAAUUUAUUUUAUUUUUAAUGAUAAAUGUUUAAUUUUAGACAAAUAGUUCUUAACAAACAUUUAACACUGACAGGAUUUCUGAUUUACAAAAGAUUUCCAAACACAGAUGCAAUUCUUAUGAACUAAAAGAACAUACCAAUGAGUUGGAGACAAAUGAGUCGUGCUUCGCCGGAACCGAAGACCAACAAUGAAUUUUAGUUCUUUUUCUCUCACCCUCCUUGCCAUUCAUAAUAAAUCCCAAUGCUCAUACCGUCUUGCUACUAGAUGAUGAUAUCUGCAUAUGAUGUUCUCCAGAUGCCUUCUCACAGAUGGUCUAAAAGUUUCUGGGGACAAUGGGGCAAAUAACUAAGCUGUAGUUGUCUGGUUUAAUGUAGGCCCAUUAACAGAGUCCUAUUGUCUUCAUUCAUUUGGCUAAUGCAAACAGGAAGUCCCAUGAACACUUCACUCGGCAAACCACAUUUAAUAGCAGCCAGCUCCCCUCCCUUCACCCUCCACUGCUGCGGGCAAGCACCCUCUGCUCUGUAAUAAUGUUUUCAAAGUGCUUUUAACUUCAGACUGAUUUCUUCUUGCUACUUACAUUAAGAACUGAAGACUGAUUCUUGUUCACAACAAGAAGCUGAGCAAGGAAACUUUGUCACAAACAAGUCUGACCCUUUGGAAAGGACAUGCUGCUGCAGUAGAAAGCUGAGGUCAGCAUUAAGCCACUCAGGCUGUAGAAAAUAAAUAUCCACCACAGAGGGACCUAAGGCUUCUGUUCUUCCUGUCCAAUGGUGAGGUGGUGAGGUAGGGCAUGGCUUGGAUCAGGAUCAGAAUCACAAUUAAGUUUAGUGUCACCAGUAUAUGUGUGAAAUGAGUUAACUUUGUGGCAGCAGUACAAUGUAAUAAUAAUAAUAGAGAGAAAACUAUGAAUUACAGUAAAAAUAGGAAGUAAAAAAAGUAGUGAGAUAGAGUUCAUGGGUUCAAUUUCCAUUCAGAAAAUCAGAUGGCAGAGGGGAAGAUGUUCCUGAAUCAUUGAGUGUGUACCUUCAGGCUUCUGUACCUCCUUCCUGAUGGUAACAAUGAGAAGAGGGCAUGUCCUGGGUGGUGGGGUCUUUAAUGAUGGAUGCCAAGUUUUUGAGGCACUGCUCCUUGAAGAUGUCCUGGAUACUACAGAGGCUAGUGCCCAUGAUCGAGCUGACUAAGUUUACAACCCUGCAGCUUACUUCGAUGCUGUGCUGUAGCACCAUCCCCCCCCCCCCCACCUCUAAUACCAGAUGGUGGCGCAGCCAGUUAGAAUGCUCUCCACAAUGCAUCUGUAGAAAUCUGCAAGUGUUUUUUUUAGUGAUAUUUGAGAUCUCCUCAAACUCCAAUAUAGCUGAUGUGGUGCCUUUUUUAUAUCUGCAUCAAUAUGUAGCUAUAAAGAUUAGAUCCUCAGGAAAAUUGACACUCAGGAACAUGAAAUUGUUCACUGUUUCUACUUCUGAUCCCUCUAUGAGGAUUGGUGUGUGUUCCCUCAUUUUACCCUUUCUGAAGUCCACAAUCAGAUCUUUGAUCUUACUGAUGUUGAAUGCAAGGCCAUUGUUGCGACACCACACAACUAGCUGGUGUAUGUUCGAUGCUGAAGUUUUUGAUGAUGAUGCUGCUUUCUUGUGGAAAUGCUCAAUGUAAAUGCACUCAGUGGUGGAGAGGACUUCUCCAAUGAUGGACUGAUGUGUAUCCAUCACUUUGUGUGGCCCUUUCUGUUCCUGGGCAUUAAUGCAUCCGUACCAUUUGAUAUUGUUUAGAGUUGUAUUUUGCAGAUGCAUCAUCUCAGUGGAGUGAAAAUGUGGAGUAAUUGAAUAAAUGUUUAGCAGACCUCCUCUGACUGUACAGGAGACAUUAUUGAAAGUAAUUGUAUAUAUCAGUGAAACUAUGUGAAGAUAGACCAAUGAGGCUGGUAGAAAGGGGGAGGAUGCAAGUGGAAGGUGACGGGACCAAUGUCAAAUGUCGAGAAAAAUAAUACAAUCCUGUCACAAAGAAGAUGUAAUUCAUGAGUGAAAUACAAAUUCAAAGAUUUUGAAUGAAAAUAUUCAAAAUGGUACAAUAUUUUGGAAAAGAUUGAGAUUCCAUUAGGUUGUUGGUUUGAACGCUGUGAUAUAAUAUACAAUUUAAUUUUCACAUUGAAAUAAGGGCUAUCUAUUAGAGAUAAGUAGUACAGAACAGAAUCAGGUUUAAUAUCACCAGCAUAUGUCACGAAAUUUGUUGUCAUGUGGCAGCAGUACGUCAGAAUGCAUAGUAAUAAAACUAUAAAUUACAGUAAGAAGUAUUUACUUUUUAAAAAGUUAAAUUAAAUAAGAAAUGCAAAAUGAGAAGAAGAAAGUAGUGAGGUAAUGUUCAUGAGUUCAAUGUCCAUUUAGAAAUCUGAAAGCAGAGGGAAGAAGCUAUUUCUGAAUCAUUGAGUGUGCCUUCAAUCUUCUCACUGAUAGUAACAAAUGAGAAGAGGGAUGUUCUGGGUGAUGGAGGUCCUUAAUAAUCUAUGCAGCCUUUUUGAGGCAUCACUCCUUGAAGAUGUCCUGGGUACUGGGGAGGCUAGUGCCCAUGAUGAUGGUGACUCUCAACUUAUUUUGAUCCAGUGCAAUCCCCCCAUCCCCGCCCAUACUGAAUGGUGAUACAGCCAGUAACGAUGCUCUCCAUGGUACAUCUCUAGAAAUUUGCUAGUGUCUUUAGUGACAUGCCAAAUCUCUUCAAAUUCCUAAUGAAGGAUUGCUGUGGUCACGCCUUCUUUGUAACUGCAUCGAUAUGUUGGGCCCAGGAUAGAUCCUCAGAGAUGUUGACACCCAGGAACUUGAAAUUGUUCAACCUGUCAGUAAAACAUAUGCCUCAUGAUUUUGCAAAUUAUGAAAAAAGUUCAUCAUUCAAUAUUUUUCUGUCAGCAUUAUAGUAUCCAGAGAUAAAGAUGUAAUUUUGUUAGCAAAAUGUACCUUUUCUGGGCAGCAAGAUUUGAUAAACUAUAAAUGUCUGAAAUGUGGCCACAUUUUCAAAUUUAAUAUAAUGAAUGAUCCAAGUGAUAGCAUUUUUAUCUAAUCAGAAAUAUCCCACUCAUAGUCAUUGUGCACUGCCUACAUAUUUAUGUUCCUACACUAAUGCUAAUAUAAAAUAUUACCAUAACUGCUGCUGCUGUGUAUUUAACAUUGCUCUUUGAAAUCCAGUUAUCUUUUAAUAUUAGAAAUUUUGGAAUUAUGUUAUGCAUUGGUUUGAAAGCUUAUUAACCCGAAGAAAUUCAAGCCUCCCUUGUUAUUGGAUUGUAUGUGAUGGGCACGGUGGGCAAGGGCCCACAGCAGGAAUCUGUCUUUUGAUAUAAUGAGGUUUUGUAACAUAGUUUUGGUUCUUCA
Messenger RNA from Hypanus sabinus (Atlantic stingray), 6323 nucleotides. It is a transcript of the gene wdcp, whose product is annotated as WD repeat and coiled coil containing. The transcript has 6 exons. Lineage: Eukaryota; Metazoa; Chordata; Chondrichthyes; Myliobatiformes; Dasyatidae. Gene Ontology annotation, molecular function: kinase binding. The coding region runs from base 146 to 2479 and encodes 777 amino acids. The record is from RefSeq and is a predicted model, not a curated record.